AAAAAUAAGCUUUAUUUACUUUAUAAAUCAUGCAUCGGUUCACAUCAAUAGUGUCAUUAAAAACUGUGCAGGCAAAAUAGUGUUAUACAUUUGCCGGAGACCCCCCCCCAAACCCCAGAAAUACACAAAAGGUAGAAUUUUGAUUAAUUGGGAUAUCAAUGAAAGUACAGGCUGCACAACUAUGCCAGACAAGGAAUUCCUGGGCUGACUUUUGCAAACCAGGCUGGCCCGUCUAGCAAAGAGCAAAUAUGUUAACACACCUGAGAUUGCUGGGCACACGACCCAAGGGGAAGUGGGGAUGAGCCCCAAAGGUGUGGUGGGUACACAGCCUAUGGUUUCAAGGGAAACGUCUCUAGCAGGCUUUAGCUUGCACAGGGCAGAAGCGUAGUGAGAUUUAUUUUGUAUUAUUUCUUUGCACCAUCACUGCGUGUGACCCUUUGAAAAGAGGCUCCUUAAGCUCUUUAAUUUGAGGCAAGGAGGCAACAGCGAAAGGCUGAGGGUCCAGGGUGGUCCCUGAGUCCUGCUGAAAGACAGAAGCCAGGAUCUGUCAGUUCAAACUUCUGGGUUCCCUGGCAUUUCCCAUAUGUAUCCUCUGGGACAACACUGCGCCUCUACCACCACUGGCUAUUCAUGGUCUCAGCUCGCGUGUGACGCUACAGUUCCCAGAUGGACACAGAGUACAACUGUGAACAUUAAAAAGUCAGGAGCCACCAGCAAUUUCAUGCUCUGUGAGUUUGCCCAGCAGCAUGGUGUGGCAAUGCAAUAAUUGGGGAAUCUGCAGACAGUGAGAGCCCAUUCACAUGAGAGCCCAUACUGUAUCCUGCUUCUUCCACAAGGCCAGGCUCCAGGGAUGAGGCUCCAGAUCCGGCACCCGGGAUGAAGAACCGAACAACAUCCCUGCGGUUCCCGGCUGAUGUCCCUUGCACCUCUUCCCCACUGCCCCUUCUCCGUGUGGGCAUGGCUCCUUCCUGGCCCUACUUGGUGCAGAAGCAACACCCAAAGUUUCCUCCCAUUAAAACAGCCUCACAAGUUAUUUCAGAGAGGGAGGAGACUUUGGUUUCUGCUUCUGUGCUAGGCCGAUUGGGACGGAGCCCAGACGCCCAUACAGAGGAGGACAGGUUGGGGCAGCUAAUAAGAUCAGGGAGGGAGCCUUUCCCCAACAUAUACUUUGUUCUGGUCAAAUCCCUGGAGAGAUGUGACGACCCUCAGGUACUGGGGCAGAGGGAACACAGGGGUCCUUCCAUAGUUUUUGGCCCAUCUGAGGCCCAUUCUCAUAUGAUGCCCUGCUUCCUCCACAGGGCCACACCUCCAGGGAUGAGGCUCCAGCGCCUGCUCCUGGGACGAAGAACAACAGACCAUCAUGGUGGUUCCCGGCCCCUGACCCUCGCCUGCCUCACCCUCCGUCCGUUCUCCGUGCGGGCAUGGCUCCUUCCCGGUCCUACUUGGCGCAGAAGUAGCAGCCAAGGUUUCCACCCAUCAAAAGCACAUCAAGAGUUAUUCCGGAGUCGGGGGAGACUUGGGUUGCUGCCUCUGUGCCAAGCCGGACAGGACAGAUCCCAGACGCCCGUACGGAGGAGUUCAGGUUGGGGCAGCUAAUAAGAUCAGGUAGGAGGAAAUGCCCCCUUCCCAGGUCCCCCCCUCCUGCCCCAGACUGGGGCUAGAGUGGCUGGGAGCCAGGCGCCUGCUGAUGUCUC
Messenger RNA from Podarcis muralis (Common wall lizard), 1694 nucleotides. The record is from RefSeq and is a predicted model, not a curated record. Lineage: Eukaryota; Metazoa; Chordata; Lepidosauria; Squamata; Lacertidae.